Molecule: messenger RNA, 1710 nt
Organism: Ictalurus furcatus (blue catfish)
Lineage: Eukaryota; Metazoa; Chordata; Actinopteri; Siluriformes; Ictaluridae
Gene: slc35b1
Product: solute carrier family 35 member B1
Exons: 9
Coding region: 447-1478 (343 amino acids)
Biological process (GO): UDP-galactose transmembrane transport
Cellular component (GO): endoplasmic reticulum membrane; Golgi membrane
Molecular function (GO): UDP-glucose transmembrane transporter activity; UDP-galactose transmembrane transporter activity
Source: RefSeq, a predicted model, not a curated record
AGCAGGCUCCUGUCGGCGGCUUUGGUCCUUCAGGUGUGACGGGUUAAACAUAAACACCAGAGCGUCAGAGUAUCAAUGAGACACUAGACAUCAAAAGCAGGAGUGCGGAGGAAUAUUCCCAGCUUUCAGACAUUUCUGGACAACUUUUCCUGGCUGAUAUUAAAUCAGUUUAACGCACCGGGCUGCGUUUCCGAGAUGUUUCGGGAAACAUGACCGGAAAUGUGUUCUAGGACCCAGCUGCGGUUAUAGGACACAUCCGCGGCUUUGUCAAAAUAAAUCCAUUUCCUGACAGCCAGGUAGAAACAGAGUGAGGUUUAUAAACCCCUUUAAAACACUCUCGAGCGGGGGUACUGUAGCGCGUCAUCAUUUCCGGGCUCGUGCCAGCCGGUAGAGUGGAGCGGGACGCGGGCUCGCGCGCUGCGGGAAGCGGAGCUGGCUCUGGGUCGAUGUCGGUGUCCAUACCCGGAAUAACGCUACUCGACGACGACAUGAUUGCGGGAAAAGGCGGCGUGAAGGCGUCGCUGUGGCAGAACGAGAGAGUGCGCUUCUUCGUGUGCUUUCUCGGAGUGUUCGUGUGUUACUUUUACUACGGAAUUCUCCAGGAGACCAUCACACGAGGAGACUACGGCCAGGGGGAGAAAAAGGAGAAGUUUCGCUACGCCACUACACUUGUGUUCAUCCAGUGUAUCAUCAAUGCUCUUUUCGCCCGUCUCUUGAUCCAGUUUUUCGAGGGCUCCAGGCCGGACCACACGCGGAGCUGGCUCUAUGCAGUGUGUGCUCUGUCCUAUCUGGGAGCCAUGGUGUCCAGUAACUCUGCUCUGCAGUACGUCAACUACCCCACUCAGGUUUUGGGGAAAUCAUGUAAACCUAUCCCAGUCAUGAUCCUUGGCGUGACCAUUCUGAGGAAGAAGUAUCCUAUGGCCAAGUAUCUGUGUGUGCUUCUGAUCGUCACUGGUGUGGCGCUUUUCCUCUACAAACCCAACAAAGGCUCCACGUCCGCAGAUGAACAUCUGUUUGGCUUUGGAGAGAUGCUGCUGCUCCUCUCUCUGACUCUGGACGGCCUGACUGGUGUAGCUCAGGAUCACAUGAGGGGGCGGUACCAGACAGGAGCCAAUCACAUGAUGCUGAACGUGAAUCUGUGGUCAAUACUCAUGUUGGGUUUGGCCGUGUUGUGGACAGGUGAGGUGUGGGAGUUUAUGAGCUUUGCUGAUCGUUACCCCAGUAUCAUCUACAAUAUUUUACUCUUUGGUUUCACCAGCGCUCUGGGACAGACCUUCAUCUUUAUGACAGUUGUGUACUUCGGACCCCUCACCUGCUCCAUCGUCACGACAACAAGGAAGUUCUUCACCAUCCUGGGCUCUGUGCUGUUGUUUGGGAACAUCAUCACACCCUUGCAGUGGCUUGGGACCAUCCUUGUUUUCCUGGGUCUCGGCUUGGACGCCAAGUAUGGAAAGACGCCCAAGAAGACAACACACUAAAGCACAAAGAGAAUGCGUGUGUAAGCAUGUGCUGUACUCACGGACCGGAAACUUGAAGAAAAACCCGUUUCUGUUGGUGCAAUACUCUAUCAGUAGCUCUAAAUGUGCUUAUUUUUAUGCUUUCCCACCCAUGUAUCACUGAAACAGUGGUCAUACUUUAACUUGACAAGCAAAGACUGGAUAGAAAUUUUUAGGUUUUUUUUUUUUUUUUUUUUUUUUUUUUUUAGUCAAA